GCGGUGCCUGGGCCUGGACGGCCGCUAUGAUGCCUUCAAGUAUAUGUGUGGUGGAAUUUGGGUGUACUUGGAGCUUCCCAGGAGAAAAAUGAUUCUGUUUUCUGGGUAGCUGCGCACUGUUUUGUACUGGGACCAUAAAUGAAACAUUCAUAGCGUUUUCAGGGAUAAAAUUAGCCUUGUUUUCUUACCAAAACCACUUGUGUUUGAGCAUGUCUUGCAGCACCAGGUAGUCACCGUUUCUUAGUUCUGCAGGCAAUCCUGUAAACCUCAGGCUCCUGGUGAUAAGCAGCCUGAAACUCCUGCUGCAGGGAUUUCAGCGUGGUGCUGCUGCUGGUGGGUCAGGGCAUGCUAUGAAUAGAGCAGUGCCUCCUUAAUUGCUCUUUUAAUAUUAUGUUAUUGCCGAGGUAGGGUGGAGGUCGAUCAAGAGGGUGCUGUCUUUCGUAGUCUUGGGUUUGUGGGUUCACCCUCACUCAGGUUCCCUCUCUGGGGCGGCUCUGGGGUUUCCAGGUGAGGUGAUUCAAACAGGCAGGUGACUCCCCCUCCUGUGGGUCCUGUUCUUGGGUGGGGAGUUGAUUUUUGGGGUGGUGGCAGCAGUGCUGGUGCAAGGACUAAUGAAAAAUAGGUCCCAGUGAGAUGAUUGGUGCUGGGCCGAUGACUGGAGGUAGCCUUUGGGUCCCUGUGGGGUUCAGCACUACUCAGCCUUGGGCUUUUUCCUUUGGCAUUUGGCCACCAAUGGGCCAGCUGGUGUCCCCUGCUUGGUGGAAAGGUAGUUGAGGUGGUGGCAGAGGGUGGCGAGGAGCCCAGUGUCUCUCAGAGAAUUCAUUGCACUUUUGGGCAUAUUCUGGCUGUGGUUCCUCUGGCACUCAGCACCGUGUUUGAAGCUGUGCUGGGGGCCCUGCAGGAGUAUCGUGCCUGCUCCUGCACCCCCAAGGUGCCUCCCAGGGCUCAUAGAUGGACUGUCUGGGGAAAUCCUUGGGGAUGGGGAGUUGUUUAUGGCAAGGGGGAAAAGCCAUCAGGGGCCCUCCCCCAUUUCACGUGGUUUUGUGCUAUUGUACCCUGAUCUGUUGUUUUGCUGAAGGUGGUGGUGAACAGACAUGGAAAUACCUUUUCAUACCAUGUGAAAGCCACAGCCAGGUGGUGGCAUGGAGGGAACACUCAGUAGCUGACAGGAGCUUUCAAAGACCUGUGGGAUGCAGUGGUGGUGUAGGCAUGGGGUUCCCAAAAGCCUGAGAGGUGCUGGUGGGUGUUGGGGGAUCUCCUGACCUUAAUCCCCUUAAGCCAUCCUUCCCAGAAGACUCAAAGGUCCCUGGGGGUAAGGAAGUAAACAGCAGUGUGCUGAACAAGGAGGUGGAUUCAGCCCUGGGGCACAGCUGGGUCAUGGUGGCAUUGAUGAAGGGGUGUCUUUAUUAGCCCUGGCAUGAGGUAUGGAGGUUAAAUGUGGUGGGGGGACAUUUUUGGGGGGUCAGAGGACAUGGGACUUUUCCCUGAGGAAAAUAUUCCCUUCAGGCGUGAAGGUGUGGGGGUUGUUGUCCCAGUCAACUUGCAAGCAGAUGAGGGACACUGGGGUUGUGUUUUGGGGGCAGGUGCAGCAGUCCUGAAAUUGGGGUGAUGGGCACUGGACACAGCCCACCCUCUCCAUGAACACUUUGAGUUAGGUGAGCAUGGCUAUCUGCCAGGCCCAGGCUUUCAAAGGCCAGUGCUUGGAGUAAUUUGGACUACUGAAAGGUGCCCCUGCCCAUGGCAGGGACUUGGAACAAGAUGAUCUUUAAUAUCCCUUCCAACCCAAACUGUUCUGGGAUUCUGCGAUUCUCCUUGCUGGGACAGAGGUGGGUCCUGGCCCAACUCCUGCAGUUUGGGGACCCCACAGUUGGAGCUGUGGUACAGUGGGGGUGUGAUGGCCACCACUCUACUUCAGUGUUAACAGUGAGGGAGAUGCUGAUCCAGCUUUGUGCUCUGCUGCACCCUGGGCUCACUCUGGAGAUGCUCCUGUGUGAGUGCCAGUGCUUGACCUCUCUGGGGAUCUGAGGUCAAGGGGCUUUGCUGUUAUCCAGGGCAAGGACUCAGAUGGGAGAGGGAGGGACACAUUCAGCACUGGGAGUGGAUCCCCAGGCCCCCACCUUCUGGUGCCACACGGGGUGUGGGACACUUCCUGGGUCACCUCCACAGUGUGCUGGGCCACCAGUGUGGCCAGACUGACACUGCAGCAGCAAGUGGAGGGUUUAGUGUCCACAUCAGAGGUCCUGGCGUUGUCCCCUAGGCAGGGGAGAGAUGGGAAAUCUGUGCCAGGAACAGCCUGUUAGGGAGCUGGAUGGGUAUGCAGAUCCUGGAGACCCUCCAGAUUCCUGGGGGAUGGAACCAGGACUCACCUGGAGCUCAUUUCUCACAGGGCAUUGGGGAGGAACCACCAGGCAUUGUAGGGGUUGAGGAUGAUGAUGAGAUGAAGGCAGUGUCAGUUGUUCACCACCAGCAGCACCAGGGGAAAGAGACCUGGGAAAGGAGAAAUACAGUGGAGUUUUGGGGUAAAAAAAAUCACCUGUUUGGUAAAUUUAAUUUGUAAAAUAGGUGAGUGGCAGACAUGGACCUGUCUAUAUUUAGUCAGGAAACCAGGGAAGAGAACACAUCUGGGUGCUGGUGAGGGCUGGGCACUCUGACACCCAGGCAGUGACGGCAUGUGGCGGAUGUGGGAGGGAGGCCCUUGGAGGGCUUGGCUUCCCCUCCCUGCGGUCCCGGCCCAUUUGCCCUACUUGUGCUUUCACAUUCCCCAGCAGAGGCUGGAGCUGCUGGCAGCUGGGGGCACCUGGGUGUUCGGGGAGCUCCUCCACUCUGUCCCUGGGGAGGCAGGUAAUCCCAGAAGACCUUUCUUUACCAAACCCAGGGGCUGAUGCAUCCCAUUCCCUGCUCCGGUGCUGGACUCCUGUAUUCCAGGUAAGCAUCCCUCCAGCUUUCCCCCUGCUGCUCACUGUCCAUGCUCAUUGUUCCAGUCACAUUUGAGCUUUUGGCUGUUGCUAAGUGGUGACACUUGGGCACUGUGGUUUCCGUGGGCGUGCCGGGGUUUUGCCAGCAUUUCCUGCAGUCCUGUGUCAUUUUUGAGUAGGGGAAAGGCUUCAGCGUGACUCAGGGUGCUUCAUUUUGGAAGGGGUGAUGCCAACAGUGGAAAAAAGCAACUGUUUCCCAUUUUGCUGCUCCUGGGUGUCCACAGGGAGUGUCUGGGCUCCCUAAAUCAUGCUGGGAGCAUGAUGCUGAAGCAUGGGAUGGUAGGGAACAGACAGGAAUGCCAGGGCAGACCACACCAAGGAUGCACAUCUCCGGGCAUCACCUGCACUGCCUUUGGUUUGCCAGCACCCAGUCCAUCCCUGGUGAUCCCAACUUCUCUCCUCCACAGGAUCUUAUCCCUACUGAUGGGAAUGAGGGUUUCUCCUCCCUAUUAUCUCUCAGCCUUGCUUGCUGCAGGUGUGUAUGUCCAGUGGAGAGAGCCAGUAAAAGGUAAAUGUUCCUUCCCAGCACAUUUUGAGGAGGCAGAUGCAGAAAACCCUGCUGGGGUUGAUUUUGGGGCUGUAAGAGAGCAUCCCAGAGGUGCAGGAUCGCAGUGUGCAGACCACACUGAGAUCCUGGGGCUGAGACCUGCCAUGAAGCGGUUCUUGCUCUCAGUUUUUAUCCCUCUUUUCUGCUCUCAGGAGAGGUGUCCUGCUGGCAAUCGGUGGCUGAGCAGCGUGCUGCCCAUUAUGGCUAGUUGGUUUAGGCGGCUCCUGCAUAAGCCCAAGCCCAGCUCAGUGGAAAGCCUCAAGUCCAGCCACUCUGCUUCAUCCUCACCUUCCUCCUCUUCAUCCUCUGCCAAGAGCUCCAGCUCUUCUUCUGGCAUGAGCUUGGCCACCAGCUCCAUCUCCCUGUCGCCUGUGUCAGCACCAGACAUCAGCGCCUCAGACAGUCCCCGGUGGGACAAGAGCUACGACGUCUGCAUCUGCCACAGCGAGGGGGACAUGGAGCUGGUGGAGGAGCUGGUGUCCUAUCUGGAGGGCCAACCUGAGAGCUUCCGUUGCUUCCUCCAGCUGCGGGAUGCGGUGGCAGGAAGCGCGGUGGUGACAGAGCUGUGUGACGCCGUGCAGAACAGCCACUGCUGGGUCAUGCUCAUAACCCCUGGCUUCCUGCAGGACCCUUGGUGCAGGUACCAGAUGCACCAGGCCUUGGCUGAGGCUCCGAUGGCCAAUGGACGCACCAUCCCAGUGCUGAAGGAUGUGGAUCGCAAGGAUUAUCCCAGGGAGCUGCGGAACAUCUACUACAUCUACAUGGCGCUGAAGGAGAAAAGCUUCAGGCAGAUCAGAGACACUGUCAUGCGCUACCUCCAGGAACUGUGCCAGAGCUCCACAAAAAGGAUGGAGUAGUGCUGGGAGCAGGCAGAUGCAUCCCCACAGGCAUCAUGGAGCUGUCACCGUUGGAUCUGGGUGUUGGCAUGUCCUACUGGACCUUGAGAUCAAUCCUGAGCUGCUCAGAGCAAACCUGGAAACAAGGAUGGGGAGUUCCCCACAUCUAUGAGGGACAGCAGACCAGAACCCACCACGUCCCACUGGCCAAAAUCUUCUCAACGGGGACAUGGACAUCCGUCACACAAACACUAAGUUCUGACACUGGGGUGUUCUCAGGGUCACCAGAGCUCUUUACUGUGCUGGCAUUCUCUGUCCUGAGGGCUCCGGGACCCCUACAAAGCUGACAAGGCGCCUGCUGGGCUGUAGGCAGGACAAGAUGAGGCAGGCAGUGACUUUGCACGGAAUCAUUGCGACUACGAAAAUGCAGAAGUUUUAAAUUUU
This is a messenger RNA of Cyanistes caeruleus (blue tit), 4802 nucleotides long. The record is from RefSeq and is a predicted model, not a curated record. NCBI's taxonomy places the organism in Eukaryota, Metazoa, Chordata, Aves, Passeriformes, Paridae.